This is a messenger RNA of Tripterygium wilfordii, 648 nucleotides long. RefSeq names its product ribonuclease T2-like. The transcript is spliced from 4 exons. Gene Ontology annotation, biological process: RNA catabolic process. NCBI's taxonomy places the organism in Eukaryota, Viridiplantae, Streptophyta, Magnoliopsida, Celastrales, Celastraceae. Gene Ontology annotation, cellular component: extracellular region. The record is from RefSeq and is a predicted model, not a curated record. The coding region runs from base 1 to 648 and encodes 215 amino acids. Gene Ontology annotation, molecular function: ribonuclease T2 activity; RNA binding.
AUGGCUUGUUGCAUUCUUGCAGCAGCAACAGUCCUCGUCCUCGAGACAGAAGCAGCAAAAGAAGGCCCAUACGAUUUCUCCAAAAUCACCUACCGAUGGCACAGAACCUUUUGCAACAUGCCCGUCCCAGAGUUUAAUCAAUCUGGAUGCACUACUGUCCAACCUGCAAAUCCAGACACAAUUACAGAAACAUUACUGAAUCCAAUAUUACCGAAAAUGUAUAUAUAUUGGCCCAAUCUGCUAAGGCCCCACUGGAGAACAGGGAAUGUAAGUUUUUGGCGAUAUCAAUGGAAGAAGCACGGGAGAUGUUUUGACCAUCCCGACAAACCUUUUCAUUAUUUUAACAUUACUUUAAAGUAUGUCGAGGAAAAUAAUAUGUUUCAAAAACUUAAAGAAGUCUUUUUGGGUAUGAAACGUAGAGGAGGCAUAGAACCCGAUGAUAUGGGUGGAUAUCUUGGUUCAGAGAUUGCUGGUGUGUUUAUUGAUAUUGGAGAAUUACAAGUUGAAAUUGUUUGUUUUAAAAUUGGUGAACGUUUACAACUUUAUGAGCUGAGAGUAUGCUUUGCAAGUGAUGGUACAAGAAUGGCAUGCCCUACUCCAUUUAAAGGAUGUCAAGAGUCUGACACCAUUUGGUACCUUCCUCCUUAG